This is a messenger RNA of Mobula hypostoma (lesser devil ray), 2309 nucleotides long. RefSeq names its product neurexophilin 1 (gene nxph1). The record is from RefSeq and is a predicted model, not a curated record. NCBI's taxonomy places the organism in Eukaryota, Metazoa, Chordata, Chondrichthyes, Myliobatiformes, Myliobatidae. Bases 300 to 1115 code for a protein of 271 amino acids. Gene Ontology annotation, molecular function: signaling receptor binding. The transcript is spliced from 2 exons.
UGCAAGCGAGUUGAGGCGGUGGCAAAGAGGGGCUGAUCACCAAUGAUCAGAUUUAAUCGUCCCUGAAUUGAAACUUGGCAGGCACUGAAUUAUGAGAUUGCUUCACUGUUUUGCUGGAUUAAUUCGCAUUUAAUCGUAUUUUUUUAUCUGAAGUAACCUUGUCUAGUGGUCAUGGGGUCUAUAAUUUCAUUUUUGUUUAGAUGUACAGGCUCGUGAAAGAUCCCUCUUUACUCUGGCGGAUACAAGGUGGAUCUAUGUUAAGAAGCAAAGGGAAAGCAGAGGAAGUUUAAGAGGGGAGAAUGCAGGCUGUUUAUUGGUACACUGUCCUUCUCCUUCAGAGCACUCUUUACCUGGUAAUAUGUGUUCAUGGAAAUAACCCUCAGAAAUCAGAACUUCUAAAAACUGGCAGCCCUAAGAACACACAAAAGCACAUAUGGACAGAAAGUAGCAAAGAUCUGUCUAUCAGUCGCCUGCUUUCACAGACAUUAUCUGGCAAAGAGAAUGCUACUGCUGUGGACCUGCACUAUGAAACUCCAGUACCUUAUUCGGACCAGGAUAUUUGGGAUUGGUUACGAAAUGCCUCAGAUCAGAAGGAGCCCCACCCUCGUGCUAAGAGACGCCCUAUAGUAAAAACAGGAAAAUUCAAGAAAAUGUUUGGCUGGGGAGACUUUCAUUCCAACAUCAAAACUGUCAAGCUAAACUUACUCAUCACUGGCAAAAUAGUGGACCAUGGGAAUGGUACUUUCAGCGUCUACUUCCGCCACAAUUCCACUGGCCAGGGGAAUGUCUCCGUCAGCCUGGUGCCCCCUACAAAAAUUGUGGAAUUUGACUUGGCUCAACAGACGGUGAUUGAUGCCAAAGAUUCAAAGACAUUUAACUGCCGCAUUGAGUACGAGAAAGUAGACAAGGCGAAGAAGACUACACUUUGUAACUAUGAUCCAUCGAAAACUUGUUACCAGGAGCAGACCCAAAGCCACGUGUCAUGGCUCUGCUCCAAACCUUUUAAAGUCAUAUGUAUUUAUAUUUCAUUCUACAGUACAGAUUACAAACUAGUGCAGAAGGUGUGUCCCGAUUACAAUUACCACAGUGACACUCCUUAUUUCCCCUCUGGCUGAGUGUGUCUAAUAAAACAGUUACUGUAAUUAUGUUACUGCAAUGAAUUCUAUAUCUUUGUCUUCAUUUGUAUGAAUGGUUUGUACUGUAUAUAGUUAACCAGUGUUAUUUGAGCUACCUAUGAACAUUAAUGUAUAACUGUCUCUCUUGCUUGUUUAUGGGUUUAAAGAGCAAAUGCAAUGAAAAAUAAUCUUUUAUUUGUGUAGCAGUUAUAGCUUACAAGAAACUCAUGUACAAAGAAGCAAUUAUUAAAAUUAAUGUAACUGGUGAAGAAACAAUUUAAGAGGUAUACAUAUGCCAUAUUACUCAUUGUCUGUAUUAAAGUAUUUUAUUUCUGAAAGAUGGUAUGUAAAUAGGAAUAAAAUACUAAUAGAUUUCAGUUUGAAAAUGUGGAUACACCCUAGUUAUGUCACAUUAACAAUAUUUGCUACUUUUCCAGGGAGUUCUUCCUUUAACCGAUGAAUGUGUGGAUAUGAUUUUUUUUUGCUACAGGGUUUUACCUGGCUGAAUCUUGCUGAAUGAGGUGGACACCCAAACAGCAACAAACUUCCACAAACCAAAAAUUUGAUAUUGCUGCUGAUAUAAUUACUUACAAUGAAUUUUGUUUGAGUGGUGAUGCACCCUCCGUGUCAGUUGCAGCUCCCUCAGUAUUUGGCAAUUAUAUACAACUGCUGACAAAGUUGACUAAUUUGAAUGCAGCUUUUUCUUCAGACACAGGCUGAACAGCAGACAACAAGAAUAGAGGAUUGUAACACUUGCAGUUCCACCGAACACAACAAUUAAAACCGAACAUUAAUUGUUUAAGUACCAAAAUGGGGUCCAAUCAUUAUCAUAGUAAUCAAACAUCCUAUCAAACUUCAGAAAGAAAUAUGAUGACUCACCUUUUAUAAAGGUGUAAUAUCGGUAAAGAAGCUCAGGUAAAAGAGUUGAGUGACUGUUAUGAUUGUAAGCUGGCUGUGCAUUUUACAUCAUUUAUCUUCUUUGAUUUAAAUGGAAAUAAAUAUCAGGAAAGUGUAAACUAGGCAGCCAAUUUGAUAUCAAUUGUUCUGACUGAAUGCAAAAUUUGUCAAAGUAUGAGCGAGGUAUGGAAUCACAGAUUAUAGUAUAAACCAAGUGUAAAGUCUUGACAGAAUGUUCUGCACACCAAUUGAACUUUUAAUUCCAUAAUAAGUUAUUUUUAUAAUUUCAUCAGGUAU